Molecule: messenger RNA, 1443 nt
Organism: Acanthopagrus latus (yellowfin seabream)
Lineage: Eukaryota; Metazoa; Chordata; Actinopteri; Spariformes; Sparidae
Product: probable G-protein coupled receptor 139
Exons: 3
Coding region: 119-1222 (367 amino acids)
Biological process (GO): G protein-coupled receptor signaling pathway
Cellular component (GO): membrane
Molecular function (GO): G protein-coupled receptor activity
Source: RefSeq, a predicted model, not a curated record
AGCAGCACUGUGAAAGCAGCCUCCUCUGUUUGGCACCUUCAUAGCUAUGAACACAGCACAGAGGUCCUAUAGACACCAGGUAUUAGCAUGUGAGCAACCUCCUGGUGAUCAGUGAACCAUGGGGGGAGCUUGUGCCACCAUCCUUGUUACUGUUCAGAAGAUCUACUACCCACUCCUUUGCGUCAUAGGUAUUCCAGCUAACAUCUUUACGUUCUAUAUGAUCUGCUUUCGUAAAUGUGGGAUGUCAAAUACGACCAUCAUAUACCUGAGCUGUCUGGCCAUCGUAGACACCUUCUACCUGGUGUGGGUGAUCCUUAUUGAUCUGACCCUCACCUUCUGGCUACAGCAGCCCUUCUGGCACUCCUACCCUUGGUGUGGCAUCUUGGGAAUCCUGCAGUAUGGAUCGCUCUAUAGUUCGUCCUGGAUAGUGGUAGUGUUCACCAUUGAGCGCUACCUCGUCCUCCGUAGCACAGUGGUUAAGCAGCACUUCUCCCAUGCAUGGGUCACUAAGCUGACAUGUGUGGCUAUCAUCCUAGUGUCACAUCUUGUCUCUGUGCCACUGGGCUGGAUUAACAUUGUUACAUCGAUCAACUUUACGCUGGAUGGACAGAAUGUUACGCUUCCCAGGUGUCUUUACCGUAAUGCAGCCUACUCUACUAUUACAGUGUGGAUAACCACCUUCCUCUCAGGGGGGAUACCAAUUGUGUUGGUCAUCAUCUUUAACUACCUCAUUGGGCACUAUCUGUGUCGCGCCAGCAACCUCUUUACCAAGGAGGAACGUCGCUUCAUGCAUGGGAGGAGCACCAGGGGGAUGUUGAGGAGGACCAUCCUGCUACUGGGCACUGUCUCUGUGGCUUUUGUUGUGCUCAGCCUGCCCCGCUUUGUCACAUACUGCAUCCUAAGGACAAAGUACAAUAAGGAGAACUUUGACAGGAACAACUACAACAUUCCCAUCAAUGUGGCUGGAGACUUGGCCAACAUGCUGCAAAACCUCAACUCCACCACCAACUUCCUGCUCUACUGUAUGGUCAGUCGGCGCUUCCGGAGGGAGCUUGUCCAGGUGGUGACUUGUAAGGUGAAAGCAUGUGAGCUAGGCUCUGUCCUCACACAUGCCACCAUGAAGGUUUUCUCAGUUGUGGAUCAUAAAGCUUCACCAUCCACUGACCCUGUGACAGUAGUCCUAACCAAUCACAGACAGUGUAGAAAGGAUCUGGAAGAAUAGAUAAAGGUCACAUUUUAAAUGUAAUUAUCCUUUAACCAUAAGAAAACUUCCUGGCCUUGGAACUUCUAUUUUGACAAAGUGAUUUUAACUUGAGUACCAAUUAGGGAUGUAACAGUAUGAAAAUUUCACACCGCGGUAAUAGUGACCAAAAUUAUCACGGUUAUCAGUAUACCGUGGUAUUUUUAUAAAAUGUCUUCAAAAUGUUGAAAAAACACUGAUGA